Messenger RNA from Hydra vulgaris (swiftwater hydra), 2574 nucleotides. NCBI's taxonomy places the organism in Eukaryota, Metazoa, Cnidaria, Hydrozoa, Anthoathecata, Hydridae. The record is from RefSeq and is a predicted model, not a curated record.
AAUUUUAAAAUAAUUGUUUUGAGUUUUAAAUUUUUUGUUAAAAACUAAAAUAUUGAUUUUUUUUUUUCUUAAUGUCUUCAACUUUCUACUGGAAUGGAUGUUCUUCAACACAUUGCCUACAGAAGAUCACUACUUCCUCAUAAUGUUAAGAAGUCAGCAAUUUUAUCAUGCCCUCCUAACAAGAUUCAGGGUUACAAGAGAUGUGAAGUAGAUGAUUGUGAAUGCAUUUUAAGCUUAAUUAAAAGACCCUGGCUUAAAGCGGGAUAUCAAGUAGUGUCAGAUAAAAGUAUUAUCAACAACCUUAUGAAGAUGGACAAGAAGUAUUCAGAUUUGUGUAGAAAUAAAUACAGAGGAACAGCUAGAGACAAGGUUAAUCUAGGGGAGUUUAUUUCAUUUUUGAAAAAGCUGUUUUAGAUUGGUUCUACAGAUUUAAAGAACCAAAUUAGGAAGGAUAAAAAACACUCAAAUAAAGAUAAGCACGAUGAUUUAACAUUUUUGGAAGACCAGGAAGGACUGAGACAUUUUAGUUUGGGAUCAGAAGAUAGAAAAUUUAGCAAAAAGGUUUCUGAAGGUGUGAGGAAGAGGACAAGGCUAGAAAACGAAUCUCCGAAGAUUGACGCUACCUCAGAAUUAGACUUGAGUUUCACUGACACUAGCGCUCAGGGUUCUGAUUUAGAUUCUGGUUUAAAUUCUGAUUCAGAAUUUGAACCAGAAGUUUGGCAUAUAGAAGAGCAGAUGAUUGCAACAUUACUGCCAAAGUCCCUAAGAAUAUUUUUGAUGGAAAUGUAUCUAUCAUAGCUACAGCAAAUGAUAUCUCCCCCAAUGUCUUACAAAAAGUAACUGGAGCAAUUCUUCAAGAAUGUGGAGUUGAUAUUGCAAAAUGCAAAGCCAGUGCUUCAACAGCAUUAAGGAAUGAAAAAACUGCCAAGGAUACUGCAGAAAUUACUAUAUUAGAUAUAAAGAAGGCCAUGGAAAAAAGCCGUUAUCCCUGUAUAAUUCAUUUUGACAGAAAGACUUUCUUUAAAAUGAAUCAGGGAAAAAGACUGAAGAAUGAAAGAUUAGCUGUGCUCAUUAAUAUUGAGGGGGUGUCGCAUCUUCUUGGAGUACCUGCCUUGCCGUCUUUUUCAGGUGAAGAUAUGUAUUUAGGAAUCAUGAAAAUAUUAGAAGAAUAUGACCUCAUUUCAAAAGUAUGCGGAGUAUGCUUUGAUACAACUUCAAGUUAUACUGGUUCUAAGAAAGGAUCACUUAUUAAGAUUGCAAGAGAGGUAGACAAAUGCCUUCUUCUACUAGCAUGUAGGCAUCAUAUCAUUGAGAUUAGAAUGGUUCGUUUCUGUGAAGCAGCGAUAAAAGAGAAUAGCGUAGGGCCUGAAAAUCCCUUAUUCAUAAAGUUCAAACAUAUGUUUGAGAACCCUAAAUUCAAAUACGAUGAAAAUAACCUGACCUCUCUUGAUUGGAAAACCGUGGAAAGAACAGUUUUGAAGGAAGCUGCAAGGCAAACUUUAAAUUACUGUGAGACCUAUAUUACAAAAAAAUGCAAUAUAAGGAAUGACCGAAGAGAGUUGGCUGAACUAACCAUGCAGUAUUUAUCCCCUUCCUCACAUUUCAAAAGAAAAUAUGUUUUUACACAAGGUGGUACCUUCAAGCACAUAAAGCGAUUUAAUCUCCUGCGUCUAAUCUUGAUGCAAUCUUUCAGAUGAAAGAGUAUAAGAAAGUUUGCUCCAAUCCGGAGGCAGUAGACGCAGUGUUAGCAUCUCUUAAUAAGCAUACAUGGUAUCUUGAUUCAACGAUUAUUCCUUUGGCUCUUUUGGAGCAAAAUAUUUCUAUAGAUAAAAAAACAGCCAUUGCAAAUGCUUUGCUUUCCUUCCAAAUGCCAGAUUUUUUUAAACAUAAAAGCAAAGGUCGAAUAGACGAGAUUAAUAUCAUAAAUAACAUGAAGGUACCAACCCUCUCUCUUUUGGUUAAUGAGUUUUCAUAUUUAAUUUUUUCAAUGAUAGGGUAGGAUAAUCAAAGAGUGAGAGACUGGUUGUCACUUCUACCCCAAUAUUGGCACACCCAGUCCUCGUUUAAGAAUUUUGAAAACUUUGCCAAAAUGUUAAUUGUUGUCAAUCAUCAUUCUGAACGAGUAAUUAGAAUGAUGCAGCAGUUUGUGCUAAGAUACGAAUAUGCGGAUGACAAGCAAAACAGUCUUUUAACUGUCGACAAAGUAAGGUUAACUUUCAAGGUUUUUGGUGUGGGAAAAAAUAUUAUUACGAAAAAAAGAACUAUCAGAAAGCCUGAUGUCACUCUCUAAACUAAAGAAAAGGAAAUUGUAGACUUAGGAAAUUGUUAUUCAUUUGAAAGUACUUAUUUCAAUUAAUGCAUAAUUUUUGUCUUGAUGGUAUUUGUAAAGAUUUUUAUUAAAUGGUAAAUUACUUGUUUAGUUCAAAAUAGUUUGUUUUUUUGGUUGAUUUAAGCGGGAGUUUUUACGUCUGUCCAUCUGAAUGAACUUUAAGUAUGAAAAUACAUAAUUUGCUGAUUUCAUAACCAGUUGCGUAAGUUAAACAUUUCAUUUUUUGAUAUCUUAAAUAUCGUUUU